Messenger RNA from Salvelinus sp. IW2-2015, 2609 nucleotides. Lineage: Eukaryota; Metazoa; Chordata; Actinopteri; Salmoniformes; Salmonidae. The record is from RefSeq and is a predicted model, not a curated record.
GCGAGACACCAGCCAGAGCGAGACACCAGCCAGAGCGAGACACCAGCCAGAGCAGAGACACCAACCAAGAAGAGACAGGAAAGAGGAAAAAGAAGACGGUGUUCGAUGGCGUUCAAUCGAGAGAAAAAGAGACUAGUUAGAAAAAGAUGAGGAACUGAGAAGACAGGAUACUGUGAAAAAACCCGGAUAACCCACUAACCAGGCUUAGAGACAUUGGCAUGAGGAACCACCUGGAGAUAUAAGGAGAAAGAGAAGAGAGCGUUACUGUGAAAAAACAACUACAACUGGUAGACAAGAGAAAGAGAGGCACUUCAGAUGCUCUUUGUGAGGACUGAGUUACACUGAGACUAACAGACCAAACAACCAGCUAACCAACUCACCAUCCUACCGACACCGGCUAACUGACCAACRGACUAACCAACCCACCAACCCAAACGAUAGUCUCUGCACAGUAUGCGRCUCUUCAACAAGGACCUGAGGCUGCAGGACGUGACUCUGAUGUACCUGACCGUCUUAACCACCCUGGUGGUGAUCCUGGUAGCCUCCUACCAGGUAGAUCCUGCUGKCAGCCCCUCCAGGGGAGGAUCCACCCCAACCUCCACCUCCACCCCGGUGCAGCUGCCCUACCACAUGCCCCUGGACCCCCGCGGACACCUCCAGCUCUCUUGGAACAUCUCCUACCCCCUCCAGGAGCUGUACCUGGAGGUGCGCUGCAGCGAGAUGAAACACGGCCUGGUUCUGGGGAUGUCCGACCGCGGGGAGCUCACCAACGCUGACCUGGUGGUCCUCUGGGACGACGGCCACCAGUCCUUCUUUGGGGUAAGGCCCCCGUCCCUGGUGCUCAGGCUGGAUUCUCUCUGCCUGGCCGCCUUCGCCUCUGUGGUUACUGGCCUGACUCUCUGCCGUCUUGUGCACCGCUCCUGGUCUUGCCGACGCCUCUUCGCACUGUGCAACGGCAUGCCUGGAGGUACCGUACACCCGAUCUACGGAGUGUUGGAUCAGCCAAUCCGCUCGCUCCAGCAGCUCAACCUGUCCCAGAUUGAGACGGGAUGCAGGGCCCUCCUGCUGCGCCCAGGAACCCGUCACCCUCCGCCCCGAGACGUACAGAACCUGGACGGUCCGGACCCCGACAUCACCAUCCCACCGCAGAGACCACCUACUUCUUUCUAUUACCCAACUGAUGCAGGGCUGCCUCUAGGAGGACCAGCGUCUUCCAGGUUUCUUCGACUAGAGGUGCACUACCACAACCCACUCCUCAUAUCAGGUCGUAAGGACAACUCUGGGGUGCGUCUCUACCACACCCCCAGCUUAAGGAGGUACGACGCGGGCAUCAUGGAGCUCGGGCUGGUCUACACCCCGGUCAUGGCCAUACCACCCAGAGAACAGAACUUCCAUCUCACAGGAUUCUGCACGUCCAAGUGUACACAGACUGCCCUUCCUCCAGGGGGGAUCAACAUCUUUGCGUCCCAGCUGCACACUCACUUGGCGGGGAGAGGGGUGAGGACGGUCCUGGUGAGGGGUGGAAGAGAGGUGAAGGUGGUACAGGAGGAUAAGCAUUUCAGCACCCACUAUCAGAUAAUCAGAAUGCUGAGGAAGAUGGUGACAGUGCUGCCUGGUGACGUCCUCUUGACAAAGUGUACAUACAACACAGAGGACAGGAGCCAGCCUACAGUGGGAGGCUUUGGGAUCAUGGAGGAGAUGUGUGUGAACUAUGUACACUACUACCCCAGAACUCAAUUAGAGCUCUGUAAGAGUAACGUUGACCCUGGAUACCUGCAGAAGUACUUCAGCUUCAUCAACAGGUUCCAGGGUGGUGAUGCGUGUAGCUGUGGUCAGACCAGUGUGACGGACCAGUUCUCCUCAUUGUCCUGGGACUCCUUCAGUGGAGAGGUGCUGAACUCUCUCUACAACACCGCUCCCAUCUCCAUGGCCUGUAACCAGUCCUCUGCCAAGCUCUUCCCUGGCGACUGGGAAAGGCAGGAGCUUCCUGUUGUGACAUCACAGCUCCAGAGGCCCCGCUACCCGUGUGAGGGGGGCAAGCUGCCCUCCCAGAGCAGUGAGCCCACCGUGGUGCAGCCUGACAGGGGGGAGGAGGUCUGACGCCCCUCUCCUCUGUCUGAAUAUCAACCCCCCUUCUUCUCUUUCUCUCUCUGGUGAUCUAUUUCACCUCCACUACAUCAACAACACAAGGACUAGCAUGAUAUCAGCUCUGUCAUCAUCACAUUCCAGAAUUAUUACACAGUGAAUUAAAACAACAUACUCCAACAUCUCAUUGGACAAUACAUAUCUGGUGAGAAUCUUAAAACGUUGUCACAUUGUUGGGUGAAGAUACUGGUGGAUAAAUAUGAAGCUUGAUUUUACUGGUCGUCGUGGUUUAUCAUUUUAAGCUGUAUGUUAAUCAGUGACAUCAAGAACUGCAUAUCAAUGAUACAUGUUAAAGUCUUCUAAACCUGUCACUUAAUUGAUUUGGACAUAUAGGACCAGUUUCCCAGAGGCAGAUUAAGCCUAGUUCUAGUCCCAUGCUUAACGAAUCACAUUAUUGUCGAUCCCAAAGAAAGAAUUCCUGCAUUGCAUUUGAAAUGAAUCAAUAAAGUGUAUUGAAGAAUUCA